Zingiber officinale is the source of this 964-nucleotide messenger RNA. Its product is annotated as ATP-dependent Clp protease proteolytic subunit-like. The coding region runs from base 32 to 727 and encodes 231 amino acids. The transcript has 2 exons. Gene Ontology annotation, biological process: protein quality control for misfolded or incompletely synthesized proteins. Gene Ontology annotation, cellular component: endopeptidase Clp complex. Gene Ontology annotation, molecular function: ATPase binding; serine-type endopeptidase activity; ATP-dependent peptidase activity. The record is from RefSeq and is a predicted model, not a curated record. NCBI's taxonomy places the organism in Eukaryota, Viridiplantae, Streptophyta, Magnoliopsida, Zingiberales, Zingiberaceae.
UUGUUAGCGACUCUUCGCAUAAACCCUAACCAUGUUGUGCCGCCGGCUGGCCCUCUUCGGGUCCACUCUCCCGUCCACACCAAUCGCCGCCCGGGCUUACCGCUCCAGCAGCCUCAUUCCCCUGGCGGAGGAGUACCUCCUCAAGAGCCGUAUUGUCUUCCUCACCGGUCCUAUCUCCGAUACCAAAUCCUCUGAUGUCAUUGACAAACUUCUUUUCCUUGAGUUCCAAGACAACCGAAAGCCCAUCCACCUCCACAUUGGCUCCCCCGGGGGUUCAGUCAGUGCCGUCCUUUCGAUAUAUAACACGAUGAAGUACAUCCGUUCCCGUGUCACCACCCUCUGCCUCGGCCAGGCCUCAUCCAUGGCCUCGCUACUCCUUGCAGCUGGCGCUCCUGGCGAGCGUCGCAUAUUCUCCAAUUCUACUGUCAUGAUCCAUCAGCCAUAUAGGCAUAUGGCCGGCCCGGCCGUGGACAUCGGUGUCCAACAUAUUCUCAAACUCCGUGAGUGUCUCAACCAAAUCUACAGCCACCACACGGGGCAGCCUAUUGAGCGAAUCGAGCAGUGCACGGAGCGUGACAUGUACAUGUCCGCUGAUGAGGCCAAGGAAUUUGGUAUAGUUGACGAGGUAAUUGUGCCCCGGCGUUUGGCAGGUUCCUCUAACGAAGGAACUAAAAGCUGUACUGAUGAUGGAAGUGCGGUCAAGGAACAGAAAUUAUGGUUCCAGUAAGGCCUAGGCACUUUUCCUCUUGUUCUCGCGGGCUUACUUAGGGGAUAGUUUGUUCUGAAUGACUGGAUCGUGCUGCGUCAUACUUGUUGGAAGUCUUAGACUAAGUUUCUCUUUCUAAUUAUAAUCAAUAUGCUGUGAUCGAAUCAUCAAAUUUUACAGUUUUUGAAUCGGUGAGUGUAAUUAUGUUAUGGAUCCCGAUUUGAGAAAUGUGCUUUGAUAGGUGCAUCAAAUUUUACA